GCUACGUCAGAAGUAAAUACUGUCGGCUAGCCUACAUUUAGCCACCUGUGAAGACAACAUGGCUUUUACUUUGUAUUCUCUCAUUCAAGCGGCGAUUCUGUGCGUCAAUGCUGUGGCUGUACUGCACGAAGAAAGAUUUCUGAGUAAAAUCGGCUGGGGAGUGGACCAAAGUGUAGGAGGUUUUGGUGAUGAACCAGGCAUCAAAGUGCAGCUAAUGAACCUUAUCCGCUCAGUGAGGACAGUGAUGAGAGUGCCGCUGAUAGCAGUGAAUGCUGUGUGCAUAGUGCUGCUGCUCCUGUUUGGAUGAGGAGGAGUGAAGAUGGGACAAACUGCUGUCAGGAGGACAUCUCCAUCACCUCAGGAACCACUUCUGCAGAAACCUUUGAUCUUGACUCACAAAAUGCCUCUUGAAUAUGAAUAUUUUCAUUUAAUAUUUCACUUCAGUACAUGGGAUAUCUGUCAAGGCCUGUUUUUCCAGCACAGUAAUUUAAAAUAAGUGAAUGCAGCUGUUGAAAUGAGCGCCCCUUGUCUUUUGAAUAGUACAAUAAAAUGCUUGGGGACAGUUUUUUAUUUAUCAGAUUUAGGGGGUGGCUGGGGGUGUGACUUUGUUUUGUUUUUUGCACAUAAUUAUCCUCCCUGGAGCAAGAAAUAUUUGUCCUUGAGCCUCCCUGAGUGACUGAAGGAAUAUACACGACUUUCUCUUCACCAUAAAUAACCAGAUUUCAGUUCCUGACUAUGAUAUAUGGUGUAAUUUAGGACAUUUUAAAGAAAAAUGUAACAAAAACAAAACAAAAAACACAAUACCCUCCCCAGUACCUAAAGAACAUUUAAAUUUCACCACCCCCUCCCCGCUCUUAAAUAACGAACAGUUCCCAACACUUGAUUUGCUGAUGAUGAAAAUAUGAAUGUGAAAAAACGUUUUUACACUUUUCUGGGGGAAAAACUGUCACAAAGAAGCCAAGUGUAAAACGUUUGUGAUUUAUACACUGAAAUGUGUUACGGUUGUUAAAAUGCUCGAAAUGAAAGAGUGUUUUUAAA
Plectropomus leopardus (leopard coralgrouper) is the source of this 1038-nucleotide messenger RNA. Its product is annotated as immediate early response 3-interacting protein 1-like. Gene Ontology annotation, biological process: endoplasmic reticulum to Golgi vesicle-mediated transport. The record is from RefSeq and is a predicted model, not a curated record. NCBI's taxonomy places the organism in Eukaryota, Metazoa, Chordata, Actinopteri, Perciformes, Serranidae. Gene Ontology annotation, cellular component: Golgi membrane; endoplasmic reticulum membrane; COPII-coated ER to Golgi transport vesicle.